Molecule: messenger RNA, 1737 nt
Organism: Diorhabda sublineata
Lineage: Eukaryota; Metazoa; Arthropoda; Insecta; Coleoptera; Chrysomelidae
Product: protein-L-histidine N-pros-methyltransferase
Exons: 5
Coding region: 280-1239 (319 amino acids)
Molecular function (GO): protein-L-histidine N-pros-methyltransferase activity
Source: RefSeq, a predicted model, not a curated record
ACUGUGUACAUUGAAAUCAUUGAAGCUGCAUUUUUUAAAUGUCAUAACAAUAGAAAUACUUUUUUAAACUGAUUUAUAUUUAAUAAUUAAACUUUAAUGUGACUUUUAUUAAUAUAAUAAACAUAGUCUUCCAAAACCGGUAAUUUCUUAGUGUUCUUAAUCGUAGUCUAGUGAAAUAUAAUCGUGUCUAACCUCACUUUAUAUUUCUUAGUGAAACAGCAAGUUUUAUAUAAAUUAUUCGAGUUAUUUAUUUAUAAGCGGUGUGAAUUUAAAUUCGAAAUGAUUAGUGAACAAUGUUUAACUGAUCACUGUGAUAGUGUGAAUUGUAAUAUAGUGCAUACAAAUAUGAGGUCUACAAUAACUUUCAGACCUAGGAGUUCGCUGGCUAGAGCUUUGUACGAAAAGCAAAGACACGACGAAUAUCUUGAAAAGUUUGAUAAGAAUGAGUGGUAUCAAUGUGAUUUAAGCUCACUACCCUCUUCACUUUCAAGAACCUUCGUUCAACUGGAUCCGGAUCAGGAUACAAUUCAUUUUUUGGAGCAAUCUGAAAAGAAAUCUGAAUGGGUGUUUACUCAGUUGUGGCAUUCAGUCGUCAAAUUGUUUUUGAGUUGGUUUUUGACGCAAACCUCAAUAAAUGGUUGGCUCCAACGUGGUUCCAUGUUCGUUUUAUCGGAAUCCCAGUUAAGGAAAUUAUUAAAAGUAGACAAAGAUUGGAGAUCUGGAACACUUAUAGACUUAGGUGCAGGAGAUGGAGAAGUAACAGCACAUAUUGCACCACUUUUUGACAAGAUUUAUGCCACUGAAGUUUCUAAUACUAUGAAAACGUUGCUGAAAAAUCGAGGUUAUGAACUGCUGGAAAUUGACGAAUGGCAUCUAAACAAUAAAUAUGACUUCAUAUCUUGUCUUAACGUCAUCGAUAGAUGCGAUACCCCUUUCCAACUGCUCACUAAUAUACAUAGCGCGUUAAAACCUGACGGUAGAGUUUUGUUAGCUGUAGUUUUACCAUUUUCAGCAUAUGUAGAAUCAGGUUCUGCCGAUCACAAACCUCGAGAAUUAAUUCGAGUGAAUGGCACAAAUUUUGAAGACCAAGUUAAAAGCUUCGUGGAAAACGUUUUCACUCCAACCAAUUUCGAAGUAGAAUCUUGGAGUAGGGUUCCUUAUUUAUGCGAAGGAGAUCUCCAACAAUCUUAUUAUUGGUUAGACGACGCCGUUUUCGUACUCAAACAUAAAAACUCUUAAGAGAAAUUACCAGUAUUUAUAUAUACCGGGGGCGAUUCAUUUUACCGAAAAAGUUACAACAAUUUUACUAAAUAUCUCAGAAAGUGAAGCUUAUAAAAAGCUCUACAAAAAAGGUUUUAUACAUUUUUUACAUCAACUUAAAAUUUUGGCCAUUAUGACAUAUAUUUCCACAGGAGUCAAAUUUGGGAUCUUAAUACUGAAAAAAUAUAUUUACGUAAAAAAUGUAUAUAUUAUAAUUUUUAUAAAGCUUUCAUGGGCAUCAAUUUUUAUUUGAAACUUUUAUUCUAUAAUCAAUAUUUUCAGAGAUAUUUCAUAAAAUUGGGGGCUUCAUCAGUAACUUCUCGUUUUCUCAAGUAUUCAGAUUUUUGUGAGACAUUAUACCACAGUAUUCAUUACUUAUAAACUUUUUUAAUAUUUGAUAUAUUUAUUAAAUAAAAAUAAUUGUAUAAUAAAAAAAUUGUGAAUUUUUUAAUAAAUAAAAUUAUUUCAAGUUGGCAA